Molecule: messenger RNA, 2131 nt
Organism: Hylaeus volcanicus
Lineage: Eukaryota; Metazoa; Arthropoda; Insecta; Hymenoptera; Colletidae
Gene: Catsup
Product: protein catecholamines up-like
Exons: 3
Coding region: 175-1347 (390 amino acids)
Biological process (GO): intracellular zinc ion homeostasis; zinc ion transmembrane transport
Cellular component (GO): membrane
Molecular function (GO): zinc ion transmembrane transporter activity
Source: RefSeq, a predicted model, not a curated record
ACAUAACCUAACUUUGAUAACAAAUUGUUUAACGUGGCUGUAUUUUUUUUAUCUCAUUUACUACCAUAACAGUUGCAUAAAAAUUCUUAAAUUUUCAUGCACGGAUGUUAACACUAUAUCGGCAACAAUACGUGAACCAGUUAUAUUUUAUUCAGUAUUUGCAAAGUUGUAGAAAUGAUCGUAACGGCAGAUGAUAACGAACGGAAUCAUACCAACAAAUGGAUUUCGAAAAUUUUACUUGGCAUGUUUUUAUUGCUUAUGCUUUUGAACUUACCGACACUUUGUCAAGCACAUGAACAUCAUGAACAUGAUGAAUCUCCAAGUUUGAAAUAUUCCAAGGAAAUUAACGAAGCAUAUCUACAAAAUCAGCAUCAGCAUACACAUGAGUAUAAUGAUCACAGUCAUCAGGAGAAAUCAAUUCCAUCCGACAAAACGCAUAAUGAAGUGUUUUUUAAAGCUAUUACAUCAACUGUACUUAUAUCAGCAGCACCAUUUCUUAUUUUAUUUUUCGUUCCUUUAGACAACACAAAGGAAUGCGAGCCGCUACUAAAGAUACUGUUAAGUUUUGCAUCUGGUGGCUUAUUGGGAGAUGCAUUUUUGCAUUUAAUUCCUCAUGCUCUAGUUCCUCAUUCACAUGAACCUUCCAAGGAAGUGCAUACGCCAGAACAUUCCCAUAGCCAUGGCGACGAAGAACAUAAUCAUACGCACAAUAUGUCUGUUGGUUUAUGUGUACUCUUAGGCAUAAUCAUGUUUCUAGUUGUCGAGAAAGCAGUGAGGAUCAUAAAAACUGAUCAUAAUCACUCACAUGUACACAGUGUCACAGAAAAUGUGUCUAAGGAAGAUAAAAAGGACAAAAAAUUAGAAAAAAAUUCAGAUAAAUCUGUGGAUCCUCAGAAUGAGAUUAAUAUUGCAGGCUAUUUAAAUCUAGUUGCAGACUUUUUACAUAAUUUUACAGAUGGUCUUGCUAUUGGAGCUAGUUAUUUAGCUGGCAAUAAUAUCGGUUAUAUUACUACUUUCACAAUUUUGUUACACGAAGUACCUCAUGAAAUAGGGGACUUUGCUAUUUUAUUACAAAGUGGUAUUAAAAGCAAUAAGGCCAUGAUGCUUCAACUGACUACUGCAAUAGGUGCUCUACUAGGAACCUGUGUAUCAUUACUAGCAGAGGGCAUGGGUGAUCUUGCAACUAUGUGGAUUCUUCCAUUCACGGCUGGAGGAUUUAUCUAUAUAGCAACAGUUUCUGUAAUACCAGAGCUUUUAACCGAUACUAAAUUUGUACAGUCUUUGAAUGAAAUCAUUGCGCUUCUCGUUGGUGUAUAUAUGAUGGUGCUUAUAGCAGAAUAUGAAUAGAAUCAUACUAUGUCUUUUGUUGUCAAUACAUUGUGAUGAUUUAAUAAGAAUUUAUCUUAAUUGCUAUUAUUACAAAAAAUUAAAAUUAGAACUUGGAUUUUUACAAGAUUUUAAUUGUUUUGUAAUUGUUGAUAUUAGUAGUAAUUUUAAUACAUCGUGCAAGGUGAAUACCAGUGAAAACAGUGUUAUCUCAUAUACUUAUUACAAUGCAUUUGUUGGUAAUUAUUCACAUCUACUUGAAAUUAUAAAAAAAAUAACCAGAAUUCAUAUUACUAUCAUAUAAGGCUCUAAAAAAACAUGCCGCUAAAAGUAUAAAAAUAAUUUAUUUCAUAAAAAAUAGUGUAAAAAAUAAUUAACUAGUCUUUUAAAAGUUAAUUGUACAUUCGCCUAAUCUGAACGUUGAUAUUGUAUAUAAAUAUCAAUUUUCAUUGGUAAAAGUUACUUUCUAUUAAAACACUUAUAAUGUUCUAUAUAACAUUUGUUUUAAAAAUUUAUAAUAUGUUUUCUACAUGAAAGUUACUUACUGUAAAUUAAGAAGAAAAUUGUAUGUUUUUAUAUAGAUAAAGUACACAGUUUAUUUUGUACUAUAAGAAGAAUUAUGCUUUUAAUUUCUUUCAAUUGUUAUCAAUUUUAUUAGGAUUAUACUAGCUGAUAUCAUAUAAUACAGUAAAAUUCUAUCGACUUAAGGAUAAAAAUAAAGAUGAUCACAUGUAAUGUUUAUCAUUUUUUCACAAUAUACAUUUUAAGCUAUAAUACGUCAUUUGGAAUAAAUUACUUCAUAAGA